AUGCGUGCUCGUGAAACUGCUCCCUCAGCAUCAUGAAUAUAAUCAGUUCAUGUCGGUGAGCUUUGCGGUGCUUUCCUGCCUCACUCAUUUCCUCGGCUCAGGAGUUGGCACUCAGUUGGCCAUCCCAAACCUCCCCAUGCGACGGGGUGUCGUGGCAGUAAUAGUGGUGGAGGUGGUGGUGAUGGUUUUACCCAUUACUACCACCGGAUUGGUUGCAGCCAAUGCAUCAGACACCAAACUCUGCCCGAACAUCACAACGGACCAGCUCGACUUUGUAAACAACUCUGAUGCAUGUGUUACAGCAAUAUUUAAUCAUCAAUACCUGAAUGAACCCACAAGAAUCAAUACAAUGCAUUAUUUUGAGAUAUUCUGCACGCAUCAAAAUUGUCAGGCUUUGUUUGACCACAGCUCGUACUCCAGAGGUGGGGGAUGUGUCGUACCCGACGACUUCCUUAAAAAUCUGAAGAAAAUAGUUUACAUAUUCUGUGGUCGCUUCAUUGAUAAUUACACGAAAAUAGCACUCACAGCGAUGCCUCAUGUGUACCGCAGUGAAGAACGUAUAACAGAUGCUAUCUUCAAGAAAUACGUCUCCAUGACGGAACUCCCUCCGCCCAGUGUAGAAGUGAAGGGCGCCUGGCAAAAGGACAGUUCGGUGGACCCUCAUGUAUACUACGUGGUAGAAGACACCAACGUCACACUGACCUGCAACUCUGACCACGGGAAUCAUACCAAAAUGAGACUCCAGUGGAGCAACCAGACACACAACCUCACAAGUAAAGCGGGCAUCGACGGUCCUGCAGUCUGGAAAACCCAAUUCAAGCUUCCAGAUUCUGGGAUUUACCAUUGUCGAGCAAGACUGAAGCGCGAAAAAUAUUAUGACCCUUACCAGCUGAACAUCACUGUAAUAGCUAAGGAUGCCACCUACCUCACCACCACCAUACUCAACCGUAACGUGACGGAGCUGGUGGAGGAGAACCAUCCAGUCCAAUGGGAGAUUCUCUUCAUAGCACACCCAGAACCAGUCUUUCAGUGGAAGAAACAAGGAAAACUGAUGCUGGACUCGAGAAUGAAAACAUCACGAGAGCAGUUCAGGAAUCACGAGAUGAAGGUCACGGUGGAGGAGGCGUCACUGUCACUCUUCUUGCACCACCCGACACUGGCUGACAACGGGAAGUACACUCUGGAAGUUCUACCCAACACUACCAUCACCACCACCACCACCAUGUUCCUCAUGAUACCAGGCAAGCCUCAAAAUGUGCAGAUCAAAAGUCCAAACGACAGGCAGAUGUUCAAGGAGGGUGAGAACUUUAGCCUCACAUGUUCAGCGGAAGGAUACCCGAAGCCCAACCUCACACUCCACUUCGUCCCUGAGAAUGACACCAACUUGGCCCAUACUAAGGACGGUCGCGAGUACAAUCAGCUGAAGAAAGGGAGAGGCAUGGGCGAGGACGACCACAACGGCAUGGUCAAGCGAAGCGUCCACUGGAUCGGUGUGGCUGAAGAGCCUGGAUGGUACCAGUGCAGGGCGGAAAAUGAUCUGGGACAAGACUACUCUUCCCGUAAGCUGUUCCAGGUGACAGACGGUGAGUCUAUGUUGCCCAUUUCGUUGAGGUUGGAAAUCGGUGGCGAGGUGAAGGGCGUGGUGGGCAAGACAGUCACUGUAGUCGAGGGAGACGACUUCAAGCUCACCUGUCGGGCCAACAAGGUGUCGGCUAAAGCACCUCUCACCUGGGCUCUGAACGACAUCCCUCUAGAUCAAGCUACGAUGAAAAAAUGGGGCAUGACGGUCAACGAGAGCAAGACCCGCCUGUCCCUUGUGUCGACGGUGAGGGCAACAAGCCUCCAUCGCAACGCGGACAAGUUCUCCAUAAAGUGCGCAGAUCUGGCUCACAACCACACUGACCUCAUCAUCAGUGUGCAAGAGAUGGUCGAGCCGGCGUGGAUAGGAAAGCCUCCGGGGAGGGACUACGACAAAAACAAGAAUGACAAAUUGACACUGAGCUGUCCAGCUGACGGCACUCCUCGUCCGAAAGUCACCUGGAAAAAGGAAGGAGAGCCAGUAGAGGAGAAUAACCGGCGAAAGAUAAGAAAUAAUGACCAACUCUUCUUUGAAAUACUGUCGUCUUCAGACGCUGGGAAGUACACGUGCGAGAUCAGCAACAGAGCGGGAAAUCUGUCAGCCUCCUUCAAUGUGACCGUGCGGGAUCCAGACGACGAGAAGACAGUGUUAAUUCUGGCCAUAGUGGGAGUGCUCAUCCUGGCUUUGGUGGUGAUGAGCGUGUUUCUCUGCAGGAAAAUCUACCAGGCCAGGAAAGAGACACUGAACCUACAACUUCGCGAGCAGAGGAUGUUUAUAGAGGGAGACCCGAGCAGCCUUAACCCUGACAUUCCGCUAGAGCAACAAGCUGAGCUGCUGCCCUACAACACCAAGUACGAGGUGUCCAGGGACUCCAUCAUCUUUGACAAGCUGCUUGGGACAGGGGCAUUCGGGAGGGUGUACCGCGCCACGGCGCUCAACCUUCGGCCCGGCGAGACCCACACCACUGUGGCUGUCAAGAUGAUGAAGUCCCGCACUGACUGCUCACAACUCAAGGCUCUGCGCUCCGAGGUGAAGAUCAUGAUCCACAUUGGAAGGCACGCCAAUAUCGUCAAUCUCCUUGGUGCCUGUUCCAAGGAUCUCGCCUCCAAAGGGGAGCUGCUGCUGCUGGUGGAAUACUGCAAGCACGGCAACAUCCUCGACUACAUGCGCCGCCAUCGCCGCGAUUUCGUGAACCAGAUCAACACUGAAGACAAGAUCGACCCGAAUUUCCGUGAGCCGCGACCCAGACACAGAAGUGACUCCAGCUCAAGGAGCCACACUUCUCAUGGUCUCAAGUACACACAUCUCAACUUUCAUCAAGACAACGUGUUCUAUGGCACCACUCAGACUUCUGACGGACCCCCGGCCACAUCCACAAACCUUCUGUCCCCUUGUAAUACUGACGGCGACGCUGGCUGUCGCCCAUUCCGAGCCAGGACGGUGUCGGCUUCCUCCAGCAGCCACCACGUGGCCUCUGACAACAGCUUUCUUCCAUGCGAGACCACCGCCGGUACAUCAGCCACCACCAUCAGCAGUCACUCCUCCAGUUCCUACCAAGCGCCCCUCUGCUCGACUGACCUGCUCGGGUGGGCCUACCAGAUCGCCAAGGGCAUGGAGUACCUGGCGUUCAAGAAGGUGCUGCACGGUGACCUGGCUGCGAGGAACAUACUGCUAGAUGAGAACAACGUCGUCAAAAUCAGCGACUUCGGACUUGCCAAGGACAUCUACAAGGAUGAAAACUACAGGAAGAAAACUGACGGUCCCGUGCCUGUCAAGUGGCUGGCUGUGGAGUGUCUGCGGGACGGGGUGUUCUCCACGCAGAGUGACGUUUGGUCCUUUGGCGUGGUUCUGUGGGAGAUCUUCAGCCUCGGACAGAUCCCGUACUCGUGUAGCGAGUUUGACGAAAGCUUCAUCCUUAAGUUGGAGACAGGCGUCCGUCUUGAACAACCCCGCUACGCAACCUACGGCCUCCUAGAGGCCACCCUGGGAGACAUGCUUAGCGAGGUGCAGAGAAAGAUCUAUCUACAGCUCAAUGAGCCCUAUGAGGAGAAUGCUACAAGUGAGUUUCUGGACUUACUCGCAAGUCAAGACUACUCAGCCAAGAUGCGCCAGACCACCCAGCUACCUACCGAGGAUGGCUACGAGACGCCCUUCAGUCCCGGUGUGGCGCCCCACCUGACGGUGCAGGGCGACCACCUCUCCACACCCACCCGUCUCACAAACCGACAGAAAGAGUACUUUCGCUCUGCGGAAGGCGAAGACUCCGCCAGUUCUUAUGUGCCCAUGUCCGCUGACCGCACUGACACCAACACCGUAUUCGAUUUUGACGACAAGACAGUGGCGUGCUUCAUGAGCCGGCCUGAGAAAGAGGAAUACAACAACCAAGACCUCUUCCUCAAGAUGGACAAGCAUUCUCCGGAGCCCGACACCCCAGAUGGCAUCCACGAAGGUCGUGAACAUUCUCCACACCAGAUUGUUCUCGAGCAUGUUUUGAAUAAACAUGACAGUGGCAUGUACAGCCCCAAAUUGCUGGCACAUACCAGCCCAGAAUACAUGGACAUGGGUUCCAAGUUACUCAUAAAGACAGAUGACAAGGAAGCACAAAUGACCACCUGCGGCACUGAAGGCACUGCAAAGGCACGCAAGUAUCUAGAUGACACUAAGUGUAGCGCUGAAUACACCAAUCUCCUCCCAAAGAACUCGUGCAGUUAUAACUCUUAGUUGCACUCAACUAGCUAUAUAGUCAGGCACUAGUCACAGAACAAACUUGUGUCUGACUCAUCUAGGAGGCCAUGAUAAGUGCAGGAGUGUAGGAAGCUUAUGUUCCCUGGUGCCAGAUGGGGCCAGUAUUUUCUGCUCCCCAUCUUUUCCUCCUUCCUCUCUGUUACCUUUGUCUGUCAAUAGUUCAAUGAUUGCUGUAAGGAGUUUCCAUCUACUAAAACCAUCAUGGAGAUCCCUCCUGCAUUAUAUCAAAUCUGCCCAUUUUUAGCUUUUCUA
Molecule: messenger RNA, 4576 nt
Organism: Scylla paramamosain (green mud crab)
Lineage: Eukaryota; Metazoa; Arthropoda; Malacostraca; Decapoda; Portunidae
Product: vascular endothelial growth factor receptor 2-like
Biological process (GO): multicellular organism development; cell surface receptor protein tyrosine kinase signaling pathway; protein phosphorylation
Cellular component (GO): signaling receptor complex; plasma membrane
Molecular function (GO): transmembrane receptor protein tyrosine kinase activity; ATP binding
Source: RefSeq, a predicted model, not a curated record